AUGGAGAGUCCCUGUCCAGUCCUGGGUCUCAAAGUGAAGACCAGUGGCGGCCCGGACAGGAUCCUUCGGUCUUCAGUCCGAGCAGAGAGCGAGUGUCCUACAGAAGUGUGUGUUACUUUGAUGGUUUUCCGCGGAACAGGAGCCUCCAGAGAACAGAGCGAGGACAAAGGGCAGAGGACAGCCGUGGUGUUGGACAAAGGGCAGAGGACAGCCGUGGUGGUAGACAAAGGGCAGAGGACAGCCGUGGUGGUGGACAAAGGGCAGAGGACAGCCGUGGUGGUAGACAAAGGGCAGAGGACAGCCGUGGUGGUGGACAAAGGGCAGAGGACAGCCGUGGUGGUGGACAAAGGGCAGAGGACAGCCGUGGUGGUGGACAAAGGGCAGAGGACAGCCGUGGUGGUGGACAAAGGGCAGAGGACAGCCAUGGUGGUGGACAAAGGGCAGAGGACAGCCGUGGUGGUGGACAAAGGGCAGAGGACAGCCGUGGUGGUAGACAAAGGGCAGAGGACAGCCGUGGUGGUGGACAAAGGGCAGAGGACAGCCGUGGUGGUGGACAAAGGGCAGAGGACAGCCGUGGUGGUGGACAAAGGGCAGAGGACAGCCGUGGUGGUAGACAAAGGGCAGAGGACAGCCGUGAUCUCGGACAUCCAGGUGAACGGUCAGUCCGAUGACAUGACGGCCAAAGAGCGGCUGCUGCUGUGGUCCCAGAGGAUGGUGGAGAAUUAUCAGGGACUCGGCUGCAAAGACUUCACCUCGAGCUGGAGGGACGGGAAGCUCUUCAACGCCAUCAUCCACAAGCACAGAACCAAGACCUGGGCCGCAUUCAAGACCCGCUGCUGCAGAACCAAGACCUGGGCCGCAUUCAAGACCCGCUGCUGCAGAACCAAGACCUGUUCAAGACCCGCUGCUGCAGAACCAAGACCUGUUCAAGACCCACUGCUGCAGAACCAAGACCUGGGCCCCAUUCAAGAUCCGCUACUGCAAAACCAAGACCUGAGCCGCAUUCAAGACCCGCUGCUGCAGAACCAAGACCUGGGCCCCAUUCAAGAUCCGCUACUGCAAAACCAAGACCUGGGCCCCAUUCAAGAUCCGCUACUGCAAAACCAAGACCUGGGCCGCAUUCAAGACCCGCUGCUGCAGAACCAAGACCUGGGUUGCAUUCAAGACCCGCUGCUGCAGAACCAAGACUUGGGUUGCAUUCAAGACCCGCUGCUGCAGAACCAAGACCUGGGCCGCAUUCAAGACCCGCUGCUGCAGAACCAAGACCUGGGCCGCAUUCAAGAUCCGCUGCUGCAGAACCAAGACCUGGGCCCCAUUCAAGACCCGCUGCUGCAGAACCAAGACCUGCGGAUCAAGGACUUUUGA
Knipowitschia caucasica is the source of this 1365-nucleotide messenger RNA. NCBI's taxonomy places the organism in Eukaryota, Metazoa, Chordata, Actinopteri, Gobiiformes, Gobiidae. The record is from the annotation of a GenBank genome assembly.